AUGGAUUGGGCCAUGAAGUUUAUACAGAUGAAAUACCGCGAGAAACAAUCAGAAUGGUAUGGAAAGCGUGGGAUGAACUGGCAUAUAAGCUCUGUCCUAUCAAAACCAGCAGACAGAGAACAGCUUGAGGUUACUUCUUAUGUGCAUCUCUUUGACAAUUGUGCCCAAGACUCUUACACAGUUUACGCGAUAAUUAAGCAUCUCUUGAAGACUCUGAAAAUCGCCAACCCGCACAUCAGCAAAGCCUUGCUGCGUUCAGGUGGAGCUGGAUGUUAUCACAACAACAACCUGAUUGCUGCUUUGAAUGAGGUUCACAUUCAUACUGGCAUAAGUGUGUUAAGGUAAUUGCUUUAUUGUUUAUAUCUCUUAUUGUACAUCGUAAACAUUUUACUACUCCGAGAUAUCAGCUCAAGGAACAAACAUGCUACAUUCAUAUAUUUCAUAACCUCUGUGUGCUAAGUAGCCACGUGCGUAUUUAUUAUUCUCCAUUGCGUUUCACUGCAGAGAUCAUAAACUCGUCACUCUGGAUACCGAAAUAUGCAUGCGCCGGAUGUGAUUUGUAUAAAAGAAAACGGGAAAGUAAAAUUCAAUUCUUAUCAAGGGGAUGUUUGUUUCGAUACUUAAAGGAUUAAUGAGAUAACAACAACUUCCAGUAAGCGCUUUCACCGUUGAUUUCUAGGUAUGACUUUUCGGAGCCGCAGUUCGGGAAGGAUGUGUGCGACCGCAUCAUCAGCCCCCUGAAGGGCGUGGUCAGACGCUUCUGUAACGAGGGUAAUGAUAUCCUGUCGGCGGCAGACAUGCGUGAAGCGCUCAAGGUCCGACCAGUGAAGGGAUGCACAGCUGCUGUUUGCGAGAUAGAGCGCACUGAUCAAGAAAUCAAGGUAAACCGCAUCCCAAACUUUAGCACCUUUCACAACUUUUCAUAUGAGGGAACUGGGCUGCAAAUGUGGAAAGCCUAUGAUAUUGGAGCUGGAAAACUCGUGCUGUGGUCAGACCUAGACGUCCAAGUUCCCGGUGCAAUAACCUUGAAACCUGCCACCAACCAACUACAGUUCUGGGAUGUUCAACCUAGGUGUGUAAAACUACAAGGAAAGACGAACCAAAGUGUAAAGCUUGACACAGAAACUGCGCUAUUCGAAUGCAACGAAGCCGGCUGCUCACAUUCAUUCGAUAACUAUGAUGCCUUACAGGACCACAUCAACUUUGGCAAUCAUGAUCCCAUCAGCACAAAUCAAGAAAGUGUUUACGACAAGUUGCGUCGCGAGUGGGUUCGGAAAUUCUCGGCAUUGUCAGUAAGUGAGCAGAAACCGAAGCAGCCUACAUCAGAAAAAAGCACUAUGACAGCAACUCAUGCGGACUCUUCUGAAGCCGGAUGGGCCUUGCAGAAACCGAGGGGUAGUGGGACAAGGUUCUCAGAGAACGUAAAGUCAUAUCUCCAAGCCCGAUUUGACGUCGGAGUACAAACUGGAAGAAAGUCUGAUCCAGUUCAAGUGUCAGCGGAUAUGAGAAGCGCCAAAAACCAAGACGGCACUAGAAAAUUCUCGAGAGACGAGUGGCUGACGAAGAUACAAGUUCAAGCCUUCUUUUCCCGACUUGCUGCAGCGCAGAAGAAACAGGUGACUCAGAGACACGUGGAAAAAGACGACGAAAAUACUCUGCUGGAUGAAGAUCUUGCACACCUGGACCAACAAAACAAAGAUGAGGAUGUUCAAGAGGUGCUGUCGCAAAUAGGACUGGAACAUCCGAUCACAUAUGAUGGCUACGACAUCUGCGAUCUGGUCAAGACUGAGGCAUUGUCGCGCUUUACUGUGAAGGAACUGAGGGUCAUGUGUGACCACUUUGAGCUGCCACGUAAAUCAACGGACAAGAAAGCCGCUCUGAUUAAACGCGUUACCCACAUGGUGGAAGAGUGUAGCUGCUCAUAA
Porites lobata is the source of this 1925-nucleotide messenger RNA. The record is from the annotation of a GenBank genome assembly. Lineage: Eukaryota; Metazoa; Cnidaria; Anthozoa; Scleractinia; Poritidae.